UCGACUCAUUCACACAGACCGGAGUGAACACUUGUUUCAAUCUAGGAUUGUAGUGUCGUAGGCAUAGACUAGCUGGUAUCAGACAUGGACCUUGAUGAUAAUGUUAGAAGCAUUUUAACAUGCUUGCAAACUUUCCUAUCCGAAACAAACCUUUCCUGCAGUGUGUCACUUACUGUGGACCCUUCAGCCAUAUGCACCAUCAAUGCAUCACAGCUCCACACCCAUUUGAAGAAACUUGUGUCUUCGCUGCAGGCAUUGGUCCAUGACCAGAUGACUGAGGAUGAAGACGAAACCACCCCAUGCCCAAUGGGGUCUACAGCAUCUCAGAUCAAGGAUGAGGAUCAGAAACCAACCAUACCAUCAGACCCAUCAGUUGUUCAGAUCAGUGCAUCAAAUGCAGAGAUUGAGAGACGAAUCCGUGCCUUCAUGGAGAAGAAGCAACUGGAAGUGGAUGACAUCAACAGGAGAGAGUUCUACACGGUCCCUGCAUCCUCCAGACAUCACCAGCAUCAUCACCAUAGCUGUGCCCGCACAGAUGCAGUCUUCAGACCAAGGAGUGGCUGCAAGAGCCAUGUUAAAGUCUCCAGGGUUGUGAAUGUGCACGGGCCACAGACCAGACCAACCAUGGUUUCCUAUCGUCCACUGUCAUCAGGACGCUCGCCGGUCUCCAAGGCCAGACGGUGUUUGUCUCGUCUGAGCUCUCAACAAGGCAUAGAGGAAAGACUGCACAAUAUGGAAUCUCAUCUCAAGAUGAGGACAGGUGAGAUUCCUCGGUCAGAUGUGUACCAGAGGCUAAAAGAACUGGAGAGUAGAAUACUACACCUGGAGGGUUUGUCACCAGAGUACUUUGAUGCAGCUACACAAUCUAUGCUGAAGCGUCAGCGAACCGAGAGUCACAGCUCAGAUUCAUCAGACAUAGGUAUCCAUGAGAUAGACAGCCGCAUCAAACAGCUACAAGACUCUCUACGAAGAAAGAGUUCUCAGACCGGCCACCUGCAGGGUACCAGUGGAGCAGUGCUGCAGAGAACAUAAAGACUUUGUUGGCUGCUCGCGAUUGUCAAGAAUUUACAAUGGCUUUACUUAUUUAGGGAUGGAUUUUUCUAAACAGGGGGAGUUUGGCCUAGUGGUUAGGGUUCGUGACUCAUCAUUAUCAGAGGGUCGGGGGUUCG
Molecule: messenger RNA, 1169 nt
Organism: Patiria miniata (bat star)
Lineage: Eukaryota; Metazoa; Echinodermata; Asteroidea; Valvatida; Asterinidae
Gene: mbip
Product: MAP3K12-binding inhibitory protein 1-like
Exons: 7
Coding region: 85-1032 (315 amino acids)
Source: RefSeq, a predicted model, not a curated record